This is a messenger RNA of Rubroshorea leprosula, 1452 nucleotides long. NCBI's taxonomy places the organism in Eukaryota, Viridiplantae, Streptophyta, Magnoliopsida, Malvales, Dipterocarpaceae. The record is from the annotation of a GenBank genome assembly.
CUUCGAUUUGUUAACAAAAACUACUCUAAAUAAUUUUCUUCAAUUUGUUAACAAUUGAGAUAGAGCUGAGAAUCCUUCAAUGGACAAGACCAGGAAGGAGAAGAGGAAGGAGAGGAAGAAGAUGAAGAGGAAGCAGCUCAGGAAGGAGGCGGCCGAGAGGGAGAAGGAAGCCGAGGAGGCCAGGCUUAACGACCCCGACGAGCUCAACAGGUUGGAGAGGGAGGAGGAUGAAGAGAGGGAGCGGAGAGAGAAGGCGUUGAAAGAGUUCGAGGAGAGAGAGCGGGCUUGGAUCGACGCCAUGGAGAGGAAAAGGCAGGAGCAGGAGGAGGAAGCGGAAGCGGAGGCGGAGGAGAACACAAGGAAGGAUCUAGAAGAGAAGGCCAAGGGAGAAAAAGAGGUUGAGCAAGAGAAUGAAGAUGAUGAUGAUUGGGAAUAUGUAGAGGAAGGGCCUGCAGAGAUUAUAUGGCAAGGCAAUGAGAUAAUUGUGAGGAAGAAGAAAGUGAGGGUUCCAAAGAAACAUGUGGACCAAACAAGUAAACAAGAGCUUGUUGAUAGGCCAACAUCCAACCCUCUUCCUCCACAGUCUGAUGCUUUUGCUGAUUACUUGAAUGCAUCUUCAGCCCAACAAGUGUUGGAGACUGUUGCUAAAGAAAUACCUAACUUUGGAACUGAACAGGAUAAAGCCCAUUGUCCUUUCCACUUAAAGACGGGAGCUUGUCGAUUUGGUCAGCGCUGCAGCAGAGUCCAUUUCUACCCUGAUAAAUCAUGCACGUUGCUUAUCAGAAACAUGUAUACUGGUCCUGGCCUUGCUUGGGACCAAGAUGAGGGACUUGAGGUCUGUACAUGCUGCCUUCAUGCCGUUCUUAUUUUUGGACUCACCUUGAUCAGGGUUCGAAGUUUUGGCCUUGAUUAGGUUGGACCUAGAGCUGUUGGCUUUUCUGUAUCCUACUUGCUGGACAUGGGAGUGGUUAUCUUAUUAUUAUUAUUAUUUUAUUAUUAUUAUUAUCAUUUUCUGUUAUUCUUUUCUGUUUGUUUGCUUCUCUUUUUUCUAGUCUGUGUGUUUCCUUAAAAAUAAUCAUUGUCCCACCUUUUGUGAAGUACUCGCUGUUCUAGUUACUGAGGAAAUUUAUAUUAAUGUUGAAUGAAAUUUCAUCCAUUUGCAAUUCUUAUAGGACUCAUAAAGAUUUAUAUAGCAAUGGGUUUUGAGGAAUAUUCUUUUGUUGGCAGUUCAUUUGGUUACUUCAGUUAGGUAUUUUCUCCUUGACAAAUGGUAGCUUGUUUGGCAAACGUGGUAAUUUUAGAUGUUUAUUAAGCAGAGGUCUUGCAACAUGAGGGGUAAGAUUGGGGAGGCUUUUACCAAUUUAUAUGUCAUUUCAAUUGAUGCUCUUGUUAAAGUGUUUAAGGAAAUUUAAAACAAGAUUUUUUUUUUUUUAAUAUAAUAAGAAUCUAUCU